Molecule: messenger RNA, 1212 nt
Organism: Pyricularia pennisetigena
Lineage: Eukaryota; Fungi; Ascomycota; Sordariomycetes; Magnaporthales; Pyriculariaceae
Exons: 1
Coding region: 1-1212 (403 amino acids)
Biological process (GO): secondary metabolic process
Cellular component (GO): cytoplasm; cytosol
Molecular function (GO): carboxy-lyase activity; hydrolase activity
Source: RefSeq, a predicted model, not a curated record
AUGGCACCUCUUCUUCGGUCUCUCCUCCUGCUUGCCUCCAUCACCAGACUGGCAGCUGGUGUCGCUAUUCCCGACGACACCUACGACACCAGCUGCGCGUCCGAUGAAGGGGAUGACAUCUCCUUCAUAACACUCGAGGAGCACUGGCUCGCACCCUCGUUCCAGGAGCUCUACAUGGAAAACAUUGCCACCGAGCUGCAGGGGAUCCGGAGCCGCAUCCCCCGCCUGCUCGAGGUCGGCCCGGAACGCAUCGCCGCCAUGGACGAGGGCAACGUCGCGAUCCAGGUCGUGUCACACGUGGCCACCUCGCAAAAGGCAAUGCGCCUGGUCGACGACGUCCGCGCCGCCAACGACGCCCUGCAUGCGCGCGUCGUCGACCCCAACAACGACGGCCGCUUCCGGGGUUUCUGCGCCCUGCCCAUGGCCUUCCCCAACGAGGCGGCCGCGGAGCUGCGCCGCUGUGUCCGGGAGCUAGGCUUCGUCGGCGCGCUCGUCGACGCGCACUUUGUGGGCGACCGCGGGGCGCCCAACGGUGCAACCACCCGCACCGGGUCCGAGAACAGGACCGAGGCGGCAAACGGCGGGGACGGGUACUACUUCUACGACGCCCCCGCCUACGACGUCUUGUGGGCCGCGUUGGCGGAGCUUCAGGUGCCCAUCUACCUCCACCCUUGCUACCCUCCGCAGGAUGAGAUGCUGCGCACGGGCGGCCUCUACGCAUCCUCGCUGCCCGGCACGAACGAGUCUUCCAUCCUUUCGGACUCGGACGCCGUCCGCCUCGGCACGUCGACCUGGGGCUGGCACUCCAAUGCAGGCCUGAGCUUCCUCAAGCUCUUCGCCGCGGGCGUGUUUGACCGCCACCCGACGCUGCAGGUGGUGCUGGGCCACAUGGGCGAGUUGGUGCCGUACUAUCUGGGCCGGGUGGAAUCGCGUCUGCGACGGUCCGGGGAGACAUCUACGGGCAGGAACGUGACGGACGUGUACGCCAACAACGUGUACGUGACCUUUGGCGGCUACUUUAGCCUGGCUGCCAUGUACACGCUGCUGGAGGUGACGAAUGCGACCCGGGUGAUGCACAGCGUAGACUAUCCCUUUGGUAACAAUACCCAGGGCAAAGAAUUCAUGGAAAGCCUGAGGGAGAGUGGCUUGGUUAAUGAGGAGGAGUACAAGGAUAUUGCCUAUCGCAAUGCAAAGAGGCUGUUGAAAAUCUAG